AUCGUAUCGAUAUUCUGAUCGAUAACCUCGAGAUGAGGCCUUUUUUGGUACUCGCGAUCAUUUGCCUGUUAGGGAAGAUCAUCGAUGCCCGGGCCGUUGAAAAUGAUAUCGAUAAGAAUCAGCGCGGAAAACGACGACAAAAGUUCUCUAUUGAAGAAUUACUCACCGUCAAAUUUUCGCAUAUUAUAACCGGAGAUUUGGACAUCGAUAUUUGUAAAGCUGGCGGCUUUCUCGGUGACAUUGCACUGCCAAAUAUCAAAUAUGAGACAGAAUGGCGCGAGCAAAAGUUAAAUAAAAGCUAUUUGGAAGAAUUAAAGAAGUACAGAGAAGAAAUAUUAAACGAGGGUCUUCAAGUAGAAGAAGAAGGACUUACGGGUACAAAAAUUCUUCAGUUUAAAAGUGAACGAGGUGUUAAUGAACACAUGCUCACUGAACAUGGCGAUGCGGUUAUUCAAAAAAAGCCAAAGUCCAUUAUGAUAGAUCGCAAUCAAUAUAAAAUGGAUGACGAACCUGAUGGUGAUUUCAGCUUUAAUCAUAGAAGCGAUAAUAUUAAUCCUGCAGUGAAAAAUGAAGGUUUUGCGAUUAGAUUGGAAUCCUCGACUCAAGCUUCGAAAAAAAGGUAUUUCGAAAAACAAGCUCGUCGACAGAUUUCGAGGACGGUAUCGAUAUCAGAAUCAGUGAAAGCUAAAUACUCGAAUCAUGACAUACCUCUCGAAUUUUUACCCUCUACAGCUUUUACUACCGAGGGUAAUAAAUAUAUAGGUCACGUAUAUACAGACAGCAUCAAGGAAACAUUUAACGCGAAACCUGAAAUGAAUACCCAAAAUCCAUCGAAUCGACGACAGCGACGUCAUCAUCGUAAAAGAAUUUUAGGAAGAUGUUCUCAGCGUCAUUGCAAUCGACGAAUGCAUGACUUUAUUACCGAUGCAUCUGAUGAAAUCAUAUCUAUACACGAUCGACAUCUCCGUUCCAUUGAAUUCUAUGAUAUGAACCAUAAGUCGAAAUACUUUGCAAGCAAGCGUGGUACAAAAAACUUUUUAAGCAGAAUACGUCGAGCGGCUACUGCGAGGAAAGAGCGAGUAUGGGAUCAUGGCGUGAUUCCCUACGAAAUUGAUGGAAAUUUUUCUGGCGCACAUAAAGCAUUAUUCAAACAGGCAAUGAGACACUGGGAAAACUUCACUUGCGUUAAAUUUGUGGAGAGGGUAUCCAGAGAGCAUCCGAAUUAUAUUCUAUUUACAGAAAGACCUUGCGGAUGUUGUUCCUUUGUCGGAAAAAGAGGUAAUGGACCGCAAGCUAUUAGUAUUGGAAAAAACUGUGAUAAGUUUGGCAUAGUUGUACACGAGUUAGGUCAUGUCGUUGGAUUUUGGCACGAGCAUACUCGACCGGAUCGCGACCGUCAUGUACAAAUCAUCCGAGAUAACAUUAUGAGUGGUCAAGAAUAUAAUUUUAAUAAAUUGACAGAAGAAGAAGUGAAUUCACUUGGCUUGCCCUAUGAUUAUGAUUCCAUAAUGCACUAUGCAAAGAAUACCUUUUCGAAAGGUACUUAUCUUGACACAAUCCUACCUAUGGAAUCUCAUGGAAAAAAGAGACCCGAGAUUGGACAAAGAAUCAGACUGAGCGAGGGCGAUAUCGCGCAAACAAAUUUGUUAUAUAAAUGUCACAAAUGCGGUAGAACAUUUCAGGAGAAUAGUGGUGUUUUCGGAUCCCCGAAUAAUUCUCCAUCUACCGAUGGGGAUCGAUGCGAAUGGAGGAUUACGGCGACACAUGGUGAACGUAUCGUCUUAAACAUUACAUUUCUCGAUAUACUGAAAAGCAAUUUUUGCCGCAGUGAUUAUCUUGAAAUUCGAGAUGGAUAUUGGUACAAGAGUCGAGUAUUAGGUCGAUAUUGCGGCAGUGGUAAAAUGCACGAGCCAAUAGUGUCGAGCGGAAGUCGUAUGCUGGUAACGUACGUGACGUCCAGUAAGUUAAAUAGCCAUCGCGGCUUCACGGCUAGUUACGAAGCUGUUUGCGGCGGUGAUGUCGAAUUAGAUGGCAUAGGUCAUUUGGAAUCACCAAAUUAUCCAGAAGAAUAUCAAUCCAGUAAAGAGUGCGUGUGGAAACUAUCUGUACCCAACAACUAUCAAGUGGCCUUGAAGUUUCAGUCUUUCGAAAUCGAGAACCAUGACAAUUGCGUGUACGACUACGUCGAAGUGCGUGACGGACAUAACAACGAUUCCCCCUUAAUCGGCGUUUAUUGUGGGUACAAGAUACCACCAGAUAUCAAGUCGACGGGGAAUAAGCUGCUCGUUAAGUUCGUCAGCGACGGUUCUGUGCAAAAGGCUGGCUUCUCGGCAACUUUUAUGAAAGAGUUCGACGAAUGCGUAUUAACGGAUCACGGUUGCGAGCACGAUUGUACCAACACGCUCGGUGGAUACGAAUGUUCUUGUAAAAUCGGUUACGAGUUACAUUCCGAUGGCAAGCAUUGCGAAGAUGCAUGCGGUGGAUUUUUCGACGAUAGUAAUGGUACCAUUACGAGUCCAUCCUUUCCCGAAGCAUAUCCAGGAAACAAAAAUUGCGUCUGGGAAAUUAUCGCGCCACCUCAAUAUCGUAUUACUCUAAAUUUUACGCAUUUCGAUCUCGAGGGCAAUAAUUUAUAUCAGGAGGAAUGCGAAUACGAUUCCGUGGAGGUGGCUAGUAAGCUUGGUGACGAUGUUCUCAGAAAGCACGGAUUAUUUUGCGGUGUUCGAUUACCGCCAUUAAUAACAUCCGAAGGCAAUUUCAUGAGAAUCACCUUCACAUCCGAUAACAGCGUCCAAAAAUCAGGCUUUGCUGCUAUAUUUUUUACGGAUAUGGAUGAAUGUGCCAAUAACAAUGGAGGAUGUCAGCACGAGUGCAAAAAUACGAUAGGUUCUUAUCAGUGCUCUUGCCACAAUGGUUUUACACUUCACGAAAAUGGUCUCGAUUGUAAAGAAGGUGGUUGUAAAUACGAGAUUACCGCCCCCGUGGGAACAAUUACCUCACCGAAUUAUCCGGAUUACUAUCCCAGUCGUAAAGAUUGCGUUUGGCAUUUUACUACAAAACCAGGCCAUCGGAUAAAAUUGGUCUUUAAAGUUUUUGAAAUGGAAUCGCAUCAAGAAUGUGCGUACGAUCAUAUCGCUAUUUACGAUGGAGAUUCGGCAGACAGCCUUACCUUAGGUAGAUUUUGCGGUACCAAAGGUCCGCAUCCAAUUCUCGCAACUGGCAAUCAAAUGUACAUGGUCUUUAAGAGCGACGCUUCCGUGCAAAGAAAAGGAUUUCUAGCGAUCCAUAGCACAGCUUGCGGUGGUCAUCUUAUGGCAACGGAUAAAACGAAGUAUUUAUAUUCUCACGCUAAAUACGGUUAUCAUAAUUACGAUCAUAGAACCGAUUGCGACUGGAUAAUAGAAGCACCACUUGGCAAAAGUAUUCGUUUAUCUUUUCUUUCAUUUCAACUCGAAUACGAAACCGAAUGUGGAUACGAUUUCGUCGAAGUAUUCUCCGGGUUAGACGCAUCCAGCCCGCCAUACGGGCGAUUUUGUGGUAAUUCCAAUGCCACGGAUUUUUACUCUAUAAACGAAGCGCUGCUGGUAAGAUUCAGAACGGACGAUACAAUUUCGGGCAAAGGUUUCAAAGCCGUAUUCGUAGCUAUCGAUCGUCAAGACAGCGAAGAAAAUUUUGGUGGUGAAGAGGACGAAGAUCAGAAUCUUUGAUUCAUAGCUCGAUUAUCGAAUCAAUUAAAAUGAGUGAAUUUUUCGAGUUUAUCUUUGCGAAAAGUACUAGUUCUACCACAAUAUUACGCGUAUAUUUUUCUAUAUACGUUAGAUGAAAUAUUCAUCAGUGUAUUAAAAAACUUUUAUUUAUUUUUUUUAAGAUAUAUCUCAUCGAGGAUAAAAUGUCGAACUGAUAAAAAUUCGAUAUAAAUUUGUUUCGCGUAACAAUGGAUGUAACUUUGUCCAACGAUUAUCUAUAAAAAAAGCGAAGUAACAUUUACCAUAAUAUACGGUCUCUAGUUAAAUGCAACGAUGUAUAUUUCGCAUUCUAUAAGAUAUCUAAAUCUUGAAACAUACGUUGAACCGUAUGUAUCGCGUUAUUUUUCGAACCAUAUUAAAACGACAGAUAAAUAUUACAAGAAUGGUCACAUCGUAUAUUACAAGAAUAUACGACAAUCGCGUUCACGAAUCGCGAAAGGCAAUUGUCAAUCGACGACAAUGCGUUUUAUAGUUUAUCGUUGGUGCCUCACGGUUUAAAUUAUAUAAAAAGAAGAAAAGGAAAAUGAGUAAAAUAUUCUAUCAAGUAAUUAUUGUUGUCACUAUAAAAGUUUCAACAAGUUAUUUUACUCGCUUAUUUUAAUUAACAAAACAAAUACCAACGCGACUACAUUACGUGUACAAUUUCCGUAUUUAGGAAGCAAUAAUUUUAUUUGUUUCAAUCAUAAGAUUUAUUUGUUUCAAUCAUAAUUAUAUUAUUUAUAAAUUUUUCAUCGAUAGAUAUUUUCAAAUAGAACAUAAUCGAUGUGGUCUAUAUCACACGAUCCAGCUACGUGCCAUAUAUAGUAAAAUAUAUAUAAUUUUUUUUUCGAUCUUUUCACGUUAUAGAGCUGAACGAAAUUUUAUCAUAUCGUAUGCAAGCGAUAUUCUUUUCUCCUUGAUGUCAUUCUCAUCAGGAACAAACACUGCCUAAAGGACAGUAAUAUAUCGAUAUUUCAUGUUUCAUAAUUAAUAACGAAACAUUUUACUUAACAAUUAGAUUAUAGAAGGCAUUUGGGUUUUACGUAUUAUAUUAAUGGCGUUUCGCAUCGCAUGGCGUCUGAUUACGCCGAUUUACGAUCUUGCAAUCGAUUAAGUUGGCUCGCAAUGUACUUGUACGAUGAUGUGCGUAAAUAUAAAUAAAUAUUAAUAUAAGUAUAAAUAUAUAAAUAUAAAUGUAAAUAUAAAUAUAAAUAUAUAAAUAUAUAUAUACAUAUACACAUGUAUACACAUGUAUACAUAUAUACAUAUAUACAUACAUACAUACAUACAUACAUACAUACAUACAUACAUACAUACAUACAUACAUACAUACAUACAUACAUACAUACAUACAUACAUACAUACAUACAUACAUACAUACAUACAUACAUACAUACAUACAUACAUACAUACAUACAUACAUACAUACAUACAUACAUACAUACAUACAUACAUAUACAUACAUACAUACAUACAUACAUACAUACAUACAUACAUACAUACAUACAUGCAUACAUGCAUACAUACGAUGUCUCGUAAUAUAAAAGGUAAUAGUAUUUUGUCAUAGAUGUUUCUUUUUUUUUAAGAUUAGAAGUAAAAAAAGUAAAAUACUGUGUCAUUUUGAAAUACUUAUUAUAUAGAAUUAUAUAAAAUACUUAUUAUAUAGAAAAAAUAUAUAUGUAAAUAAGUGUAUGCAUGUAUGUGUAUGUAUCCGUGUAGGUAAAUUUUUUUUUUCGUGUGCAUGUACGUCAUUUCUGAGAAAGUAUUUGAAAGGUAUACAUUCCAACGUGUUGAUUUUAUCGUAUACGAAUAAAGUGAAUUAUAACAGCAUUUUAUACAUAGCAGUGACAUUAAUAAUUUGUAGCCUAAUGAAUUAUGAAAUAAAUAUUAAAACGUU
Cataglyphis hispanica is the source of this 5622-nucleotide messenger RNA. RefSeq names its product tolloid-like protein 2 (gene tok). The transcript has 15 exons. Bases 33 to 3707 code for a protein of 1224 amino acids. Gene Ontology annotation, molecular function: zinc ion binding; calcium ion binding; metalloendopeptidase activity. Gene Ontology annotation, biological process: proteolysis. NCBI's taxonomy places the organism in Eukaryota, Metazoa, Arthropoda, Insecta, Hymenoptera, Formicidae. The record is from RefSeq and is a predicted model, not a curated record.